This is a messenger RNA of Portunus trituberculatus (swimming crab), 2658 nucleotides long. Its product is annotated as metal cation symporter ZIP14-like. Gene Ontology annotation, molecular function: zinc ion transmembrane transporter activity. Gene Ontology annotation, biological process: intracellular zinc ion homeostasis; zinc ion import across plasma membrane. Gene Ontology annotation, cellular component: membrane. The record is from RefSeq and is a predicted model, not a curated record. NCBI's taxonomy places the organism in Eukaryota, Metazoa, Arthropoda, Malacostraca, Decapoda, Portunidae.
CUGCUCUACUCUCACUUUCUCUCCCGACAGUACUUACAACUCCCCGAGCUUCAGAAAUUAACUAAAGGCAACCCACUUCAAAUAAUCUCCAGGCGCUACACGGGAAAAUAGUGAGAGAUUGAGAAAUAGAGGAAAUAUUAAGAUUUUUCUCUCAAUUUCUGGCCUGGGAGAGCGAGAGGCGUGUGUUGUGGUGUGUGUGUGUCUGUGUGUGUGUCUGUCUGCCAACGAGGAAAGAGGAGUGAGAGGAAGGGAGAGGGACAAGAAGUUACCACGUCAUCUACAUCUUGUCCUGUUCCCUCUUGGUGUUUGUGGGGUGAGGAGGUGAUGUCUCACCCAUGGAGGUUGGCAGUGGUGGUGGUGGUGGUGACGUGUGUGGUGCAGAGUGUGUGUGUCGGCGGCCAGAGUUUGCCACACCCCAGCACAGCAGAAUGGAGCAGCACACACACACUCAACACCACAGACUUUCCUGCUGUUCUGUGGUAUGGCUUCUCCUCCAACAAGGUCAACUUCACCCGAGAUGACCUGCAACACUUGGUGGAGUGCACACUGGGUCACCACCACUGUCCACCCCUUCACCAGUCACUCCCCUCUGUGACUUUCUCCAGCUGUGACAAGGAGAGUGGAGGGAAGUCUUCACACUGUCGCUUACUGGAGGCUUGCACAGUGGAUGACCUUCUCUCAGCAAUGGAUCACGAUGGGGAGAGCUUGAGUGUGGAGGACCUGAGGGAGCUGUUGCCUGUUAUCACUUACAUGGGGCAGAAGGGAGACUCUUGCACUACCCAGCAGCUCGCCACAGCACCCAAGAGCAAACCUAGUCCGUCAGAGGUGUGGGGCUACGGAAUCCUGUUUGUCACCCUGAUCUCCGGAUGUUCUCUGGCCGGAGUGUCUGUUCUGCCGUUGAUGGCCCACAAGUUUUACCAGCAGCUCCUCACGCUCCUGGUGGGCCUUGCUGUGGGGUCCCUGGCUGCCUCGUCUCUCUUCCAUCUCAUCCCUCAGGCAUUCAAGUUGGCUGAGAAGGAUGACCACCACGGUUACCUGUUUGUGUCGCUGUGUCUGGUUGGUGUGUGGAGUUUCUUCAUGGUGGAGCGCGUUAUCAAGAUCAUCAUCACACACCAGGCUCGGAAAGAGAAAGGCAACUACCCUCCCAGCCAGUCAGACCAGGACAUCCUCUGCAACAAUAUGAAGGACCUGCCAACGGUGGAGCAGGGGAAGGGGCUGCCAGGGAGAGCCGUCAAUGGGGAUGUUGGUAUCGGCAAGGGGGAGGAACCCAUCACCCCCCAGAGCUCCUGCGCGCCUGGGGAUGUCAAUUUAAUCUAUGCCUCGCAGCGACAGGCGAUUCGUGCUUCGUUUGGGCAUAAUGAGCGGCCAGACAAGACAUCCAUACACACCCACACGCUGGAGUUCCGUCAGGGGCAGGACUCCGUGAUCCGCACUGUGGCGUGGAUGAUAAUAUUUGGCGAUGGUUUUCACAACUUCAUUGACGGUGUGUCCAUUGGUGCAGCGUUCUCCGAGUCUAUUCUGACGGGAAUCUCCAUCAGUUUGGCCGUGAUGUGUGAGGAGCUGCCACAUGAAUUGGGCGACUUUGCAGUUCUCCUCAACGCUGGCAUGACAAUGAGGCAAGCUGUGUCCUACAACUUCCUCUCGGCCACCACCUGCUACCUCGGGCUCUUUCUGGGCAUCCUGCUGGGGGAGUUCACCCAAGACAACACUGCCGUCUUUGCUGUCGCCGCCGGAAUGUUCCUUUACAUCGCACUGGUGGAUAUGGUGCCGGAGAUGAAUGAAGUGGCAAGCAAGGCAGCAGAGGGUGGCUGGAGGAGUGCCAUUCAUAUCCUCAUGUACCAAAACCUCGGCAUUUCCAUUGGCAUUGCAUCACUCUUCUGCCUGGCGUACUUCCAAGACAGCAUGGUACUAACUUAGCCCUGUGAGUCGCCUUAUCUACCACCUCCCCUGUGCCCCUCUUCACAGCCUCUUCAUCCCCCAUCACCCAAAGUCACACCCCAGCGCCUUAGAACCCACCUAGCACCCUCACAAACUCCUGCUGUAGAGAGUUUUAGACUGGUGACGUGAAGGGUGUGGUGAAGCUGUCUAUCUCUUUAUCUCCAGCCAGGGAAGGAAGGUCGUGUUGAGGGGAAGUGUGCUGCUGUGUCACUGUGUUGCGGGUACUGGAAUGUUGCAGCUGCUGGUGUGUACAUGUAUGUGUGUGUAUAUGAAGCUGUUAUGUACAUGAAGUCGUUUUUUCUACAAGGAAAUGUUAGGUGUGUGUGUGUGAGAGAGAGAGAGAGAGAGACAUAAGCACCUAUGUGUAAUGGUGCUGACUGCUUUAUUUUAACUCAUGGUACUACCUAACUCUUGGUACCAGCGUUCUGCAACCACGUAGGGACUAUUACAAGAUGAUAUUGAUGCUAACCAGUGUAGUGCAAAGUCUAGGUCACCCAUUGCAUUCCCUGUGUAGUGUCAUGCCCCCUCACACCACUGCUGCUGCUGCUGUUUAGCAUCUCACAUCCUUAGUCACUCUAGUGUGGGUGUGUUGGUUUGUGUUGGUAGCUCUGUGGAGACUAUCACUGCAAGGAACCCAGCAGGAAAGUGAUUGAGUGAAGAGGAAGAGGAGGACUAUAAGGGAGAGGUGGAAUUGUGAAAAUGCAUCAUGGGAAGAGGAAG